AUGGUAUCGGAACCAAUCAACCUCAUUAGGGGUUGGCCUAGUACAUCGCUGCUCCCUACCCAGCACCUGAGCAGAGCAGCCCAAGCAGCACUAGCCGACCCAACUGUCGCUUUUCCCGGCAUGCUGUAUGGGCCCGAUGAGGGCUAUGCCCCUCUGAGAGAUACUCUUGGAGACUGGCUUACGGCGUUCUAUCAACCAGAGCAGCCAAUUGUGAGAGAGAGGAUAACAAUCACAGGCGGAGCAUCUCAGAACUUGGGCUGUCUUCUUCAGGUCUUCACCGACCCAGUCUACACCAAAGACGUCAUUUUUGCUGCACCAGCAUACAUGCUAGCUUUCAGGAUCUUCGAAGACAAUGCUUUCUCGGGCAAGAUGAGAGCGGUGCCUGAAGACGACGAUGGCCUGGACACUGUUCGCCUGCGCAAAGUACUAGAAGAAAGCGAGAAGUGCUGUCCCCGACACGAGGCUACCACGUACAAACCCUCGAGACCUUACGCAAAGUACUACCGCCACGUCAUCUACUGCGUACCUACCUUCUCCAACCCUUCUUCUCGCACCAUGCCUUUACACCGCAGGAUCGAGCUCGUAAAGCUAGCUCGGGAGUUCGAUGCCUUGAUUGUCUCGGACGACGUCUAUGACUUCUUACAAUGGCCCGCAGACUCUAGUAAGCCCUCUAGUCUCACGAAGGCUCUUUUUCCUCGUCUAGUCGAUAUCGACCGCUUCUUGGACGGAGGAUCCGACCGGGCUGGAGCCGAUGGUUUCGGUAAUGCGACUAGCAGUGGAAGCUUCAGCAAGAUCUGUGGACCGGGUAUACGCGUUGGCUGGGCCGAGGGAUCGGCCAAGUUCGCACAUGGUGUUUCGCAAGCUGGCACCUCUUGCAGUGGAGGAGCCCCGUCCCAACUCACGUCCACCUACAUGGACAUCUUGGUCAAGGAGGGGACACUGUCCAGACACAUCUUCGAGACCUUGCAACCAGCGUACGCUGCGCGUCACAAGACACUGGUCUCCGCUAUCGAGGACUACCUUUGGCCCCUUGGAGUCACGCUGCCGCAGUCCAAUCGGCGUGUGAUGGGAGGCUACUUUUUGUGGAUGACAUUACCUGAUACGGUCAAGGCGGUAGAUUUUGCGAAGAGAUGCCAGGAAGAAGCCCAAGUCAUCGUUGCACCAGGAAACAUCUUCGAAGUUCCUGGCGACAACAGCGUCAAGUUUGAGCAUUCGAUAAGAUUGACCUUCAGCUGGAUCGAUGAGGACAUCAUGGUUGAAGCCGUAAAGAGGAUUAGAGCUGUUCUCGAAAGCUGCCUAAACGGCGAACGUCCCGUGGAAGCUUGCAAGCAGGCCGAAACUGUACAAAAUCCAUAUUGA
This is a messenger RNA of Aureobasidium subglaciale EXF-2481, 1359 nucleotides long. RefSeq lists its product as uncharacterized. Gene Ontology annotation, biological process: biosynthetic process. Gene Ontology annotation, molecular function: L-2-aminoadipate:2-oxoglutarate transaminase activity; pyridoxal phosphate binding. NCBI's taxonomy places the organism in Eukaryota, Fungi, Ascomycota, Dothideomycetes, Dothideales, Saccotheciaceae. The coding region runs from base 1 to 1359 and encodes 452 amino acids. The transcript is spliced from 2 exons. The record is from RefSeq and is a predicted model, not a curated record.